UGGAGGGUUUCUCUGCCUGGUGAGGCAUUCACAUCCUAAAGCCCAUGUGGUAACAUCCAGCAUUGCUUGGCUUCCCCUGCGCAUUGGCCUGAACCCAGGGAUUUGAAGUAGACAGGGCAGACAGACAGAGAGAAAGAGAGCUAAAGUGUAUGUAUGCCUGAGAGAGCUAGACGAGUUUGCAAGGAGAGAAAAAAGAACAGAGGACUGGAGAACAGAAGAAGGGAAGAAGCAGGUGAGAGGCGAACAGUUGAAAAGGAAUCUUGAAGACCAAGUGGUGAAGAAGAUCGAUUAGCUGACUGCCCACUAUAAAUCUACUGACAUGGCAACCAUGGAAGCACUGGAGUCCACAAGUGCUCAGCUGGAGCCACAAACCCUCACUGAGAUCUCAGACGACGAGGUCAACCUGCCUCCCUCAGACGAUGAAGAGGAUGUCCUCGCUGCAGCAAAGAAAGAGCUGUCCACCAUGGGUACAGAGGGGGAUGCUGCUGAAGACAAAGAUGAUGUCAUGAAGAUUGACCCGCAGGUGAAUGGGGUGAUGGUGCUGUCUUUGCUUGACAAGAUCAUCGGAGCAGUGAACCAGAUCCAGCAGACCCAGACUGGGCUGGAGGUCAGGCAGCAAGAGAUGGAGCGCUCCGUGGGCAACAUCCAGGGCGAGCUGACCAAACUGACCAAGAGCCACAGCACCACAUCCAACAGUGUCAACAAGAUGAUGGAGAAGGUGAGCAAGGUGAGCGUCAACGUCAAGACUGUGCGGGCCACCCUGGAGAAGCAAGGGGGACAGAUCAAGAAGCUGGAGAACAACGAGGCCGAGCUGCUCAAGAGACGCAACUUUAAAGUCAUGAUCUACCAGGAUGAAACAAAAGUUCCCUCAAGACUCAGUAUCUCUAAAUCCAUGAAGGUCUCUGAGUCUGUGUCAGGAAGCAGGGGAGGCAGCCUGCUAGAGCUCAAGGAAGCUGUGGAUGGUGCUGGAGAGGAAGGAGUAGAAGGAGAGAAGGAAGACAGACCUCAUGUAGACCUGUCAUCAGAUGAGGAGGGGGUGGAGAUUGAGGAGACCAUUGAGGAGUCUCGUGCUGAGCGCAUCAAGCGCAGCAGCCUGCAACGUGUACAAAACCUGAAGAUGGCCUUCUCCAAGGAGAAGAUGGAUAAGACCAGGGCAAAGACCAAGGAUAACCUGGAGAAGACCAAACAAAAAACCAAGGACAACCUGGAGAAGACAAGGCAGAAGACAAAAGAGAACCUGGAAAAGACCAGACAGAAAACCAAGGAGAACUUAGAGAAGACCAAACAGAAGACCAAGGAGAACCUGGAGAAGACACGCCACAACAUUGAAAAGAAGAUGGGAAAACUUGGAACACGCAUGAGUGUCAACCCUGAGCGCAAGCAGAAGAUGCAGACAUCCCGUGACAAGGUGAAGAAAUCUUUCACACCUGACCAUGUUGUUUAUGCCCGGUCCAAGACUGCUGUGUACAAGGUGCCCCCCUUCACCUUCCAUGUCAAGAAAAUCCGUGAGGGUGCCGUUGAGGUGGUACAAGGCACUGAGAUGGUGGAGGUGUCCCAGGAUGCUGACCCCUUCAGUGGAGUGGAUGGGGAGGUUGAGGAGGGAGCAGUAGAAGUUGAGAUGGAAAUGAUGAAUGGAGGAGGGGAUGAGGAAGAGGCUGAUGAGGAAGAAGAAGAAGUAGAGGAGGACAGCCACGAAGCCCUGCACGAGAAUGAGGAUAGAGACAGAGACAGCGACUAGAUAAAAAACAAGGAAUUUGCCAUGACCAUAACCAAAUUUCUUGCACCAACCCUGAGGUUCUUUUGUAAAAACAGAAUCAAUUGUGGGGAUUUAGAAGAUAGUUAAAGAAUAAUUCCCAUUUAUCACAUCUUAGUGCCUUAUUUUUUUGAUUUUGGCCAUGAUUCCUAUCAGACAAUAACUUUAUAUUCACCAAGGUAAUUGUUAAUAUCUUGGAACAUGGUGGGAUGAUGGUGAUCACUUUAACAAAGUAUGAUGGAUCAGUCAGAUGAUCAGACCAAACCAAACCAGCAGUCCAUAAAGUAAUCUAGACGUCUUUGCUUGGAGGCCAAACUGAAAGUGAGUCCACCUAAUAUGUAAUUAUCCUUCAUCGCAGAGGAAAACCAUAUGCAAGCACAACAGUAUGGUAGGCCAAAGCAGAACCAGGAGGUUGGAAAUGGAAAAUAUUUUUUUACCUUAGACCCCUGUUUUCUCUUCCAAAUAAACUGUCUGAUCAUCUGUCCCUUUCUUGCCCCGAUGGACUUCUUUUUUAUCAAGGACACCCAAGGCUGGAUUACCAACCUGGCAAAGUGGAUAACUGCCCAAGAACUUCAGGGGCCGCAAAAACUCCUGUCUUACUCUGUGUCAGUUGCUUUGUGCUAAUUUAAUUAAAACUCCAUGCUCAUUUUAGCCUCUUUCAGCUCAUUGUUUUGGUUUUACGAACUUUAUUACAUUAGGUCAGGUUUCUCCGCUCUCACUAGUGUCUUUUUUCAGCAGCAGCAGCAGCAGUUAACUGUUUUCAGCUAAUAGGCUCCAAUAAACCCACAGUGUACUACCUGCCCAGCACCAAACAACAGACAGACAUAGCUGGUGGUCAUAGUGGAGCAUUUAGCAGCUAAAGAAACACUAGUUUUUCUCAGGAGUUGGUGGAGACCAAACCAGAACUAAAAGGAGACUGAAUAUUGGAUAAUGGAAUACUCAUGUUGCUCUGUGUCUGCUAGAUGUGUAAAUAGACAACUGCAUGCUAACACAUUUACAAUGUGUCACAGCUUAUUCUGAAAUCAAGGUUUAAGUGUUGUGCUUCCAUGUUGUACAUUCUUAAAUUAAUUUGAGUUUUAUCAAAUUACCGCACAGCAAAUCCAGGGUCAUGUAGUAUUCUGGCUUAGAAAAACUGAACACACCACAGAGAGGGUGGAGCACCUGGAGGGUAGUAGGGCCUUGUACUUCCUGUCAUGCCAUUGGUUGGCAUAUUCCCAAAUCUCAACAAUUAACUUGGUAAGUACAAUGUUAUUAUUACCAAUGGGUAUAAUCACCCAAACAUAAAUAAUGGGGACAAUAUGGAAUUAUUCUUUAACAACUAUAUGUUGGGUGCUUUAAAAAGUCAAACCUUAAUGGGCUUAAUGAAAAUCUCUCCAUAUUUACAAUAUGAGUCUUUUGGUGUUUUGGUGCUGGAGAUGAUCAUUAAAAUUAAAAGAAGAAGAAGAAAGAAGACACUUAAAAAAAUGUUGUAGUGGGCCGAACUUGGAGGUGGGGUGGGGUUGGGCAAUAGCAGAACUCAUAUGAUCAAGUGAUCAUUAGGGGGAGACACCAUCACUCCCCUUGCAAGAAAGUGUACAUUUUUCAAGAUUUACUUUGUUGUUGCUUAUUUUAAAUCAGAAUGCUAACCACUCACAUCUAUUAGGGUGAGAAUAUGGAAAUGACUUUUCUCCUGUCCAUUGAGUUUCAAUAGUAUUUGUUGUACAUAAAGCAAAUGAUCUAAUGGAUUGUUGGGUUGCAGAUUCCCAAUGGUCAAAUUAUUCAUAAACACAGAGUACAUAUUCAUACUCAUACCCUUAUUUUUUAGAAAUAUUAAAUAUCACAUACACAAAAUAUGAAUUCACCCCUUCGUUUUUCAUCCGUUUAAAUACUGAAGUGUUAUUUUACUGUGCUAAAUUUACUCACUAUUUAGAAGCACAGUGAUUCUGUCGUAAUUUCUAGGUUUUGAUGAGUUCACAGUUAAAUAUUUGUGUAUGAUUUUGUAUGUGAUCACACUUUACACAAGGCUGAUGUCAUCCCCUUUUCAUUUCUGACAGAAUGUAGACUGACAGCUGUCUUUUCAGCACACCUUGUUUCAUGUAAUAUUCUUAUGUAACAUGUUCUGCCAGUGUUUCCAACAAGUCACUAAUACCCAUAAAAAUGAAGGUCUGAAAAACACAAAGUAGAGACAGCUCAUUUAUAGGUCCAUUACAUUGCACUCACCAAUGUUAUUCACUUCUAUUAUUUUCUCAUAAGAAGUUUCUUCCUAAACGUGUUAUGUGUUAUUUAAAGGUGUGUUUCAUAAAAUGACAUAAGGACCAAUACUUUCAGCAAGUCUCAAUAUAGCCUGUUAUCCACACUGUGUCCUCUUGAGGUCUACUCACAGGACAGAAGUUUCAAGAAACAUUUAUUGCUGUGGUCUGCUACUGACCCCUAGUGUCCAUUCAUCUCGUUAUGAUUUUUGUCAGGUCCAGAUUAAAGACACAUUUCCCCAGAGUGUCCAAUUGUUGUCAUUCAAAAAUGUCAUUCCUUUAUUAUCCACAUUUACUUGUUUGUAACAAGUUGUAUACAUGUGUUUUUAUCUAUUCUCCACUACUUGUGGUCUAUGAUGAGUGCCUUGUAAGAAUGAAUUCAGGAGUUAAUGUUUUUCAUUCUCGAAUGUUCUGCUCUGCCUGCAUCUUUUUCUUAGUAUACACAAGAUAAAUUCCCAUCUAUCGAUGCAUUUUCUAAAUUAAUCCAGUUCGGGGAAGCGUGGAUUGGAAUUUAUUUCGGCAUACUUUGGACAGAGGGGGUACAGAUAAGCAGUCUAUCAAAGGGCCAACAAAGAUACAGCCAGAUGAUACAUUUGUGAAUCCAAAGUAAGGGAAAAUAAAGUUUUACUUAACUUUUGCCCAAGGCUACCACACAGCAUUUGUAUUGUCAAAGUUUAGUUUCCCGCUCAGACACAUCACAGUUUUUUGGGGUUUUUUUGAGGGGGGGGGUUUAUAUAAUGUGAAUCACUGCCAAUGCAGAUCAUAAUGCAUUUUGAUUAUGCUUACCAGAUAGCCUUUUGUUUUCUGUUGCCUGCACAUCCUCUGCAUUUAGAACAGCUUCCAGGGCCAAGAUGCACAGAUUUUAUAAUGCAACAAAUGACAUUAACACACUUAGAUGUAAGCAAGAAUAAGGUAUUCUAACUUGUUUUGUUGCAAAAUAAUGGCAGAGAAAUAUUUUGGUGGUUUAAUGGUCAUCCCUUCAAAGUGGAUUAACAAUACCAUGUCUGUCAGAGCAGUAACAUCAUACAGCUGUGUUCAGGCCUACGAACUCAAAAUGUAGUGCACACCUAACUGUUUCCUUGCUUUUGUUUUGUUGGAAACUGAUUCCUGUAUAAUGUUUCAUUGCUUAACCACUAAUGAUUUAAUGAAUAAAAGCUGUUUGGUUCACA
This is a messenger RNA of Scomber scombrus (Atlantic mackerel), 5150 nucleotides long. RefSeq names its product caveolae-associated protein 1-like. NCBI's taxonomy places the organism in Eukaryota, Metazoa, Chordata, Actinopteri, Scombriformes, Scombridae. The transcript is spliced from 2 exons. The record is from RefSeq and is a predicted model, not a curated record. Gene Ontology annotation, biological process: transcription initiation at RNA polymerase I promoter; termination of RNA polymerase I transcription. Gene Ontology annotation, cellular component: cytoplasm; caveola. Gene Ontology annotation, molecular function: rRNA primary transcript binding. Bases 320 to 1738 code for a protein of 472 amino acids.